This is a messenger RNA of Mauremys mutica (yellowpond turtle), 5470 nucleotides long. It is a transcript of the gene PLEKHA7, whose product is annotated as pleckstrin homology domain containing A7. The transcript has 30 exons. Gene Ontology annotation, cellular component: pore complex; zonula adherens. Bases 47 to 3997 code for a protein of 1316 amino acids. Gene Ontology annotation, molecular function: protein binding. The record is from RefSeq and is a predicted model, not a curated record. Lineage: Eukaryota; Metazoa; Chordata; Testudines; Geoemydidae. Gene Ontology annotation, biological process: zonula adherens maintenance; pore complex assembly; cell-cell adhesion mediated by cadherin.
CCCUUGUUCUCCUGUAAGCAAGGUUGGUGGUGCAGACACACAGAGCAUGUGUGAUUGGGAAAGGAGCUAUAUAAAGGUAUGCGCCCUGGAGUUUGAGGGGAAGAGGAGGGCAGGAAUGGGGGAACAAGCAGCCAUCGCUGAUCAGCAGGAGUUGCACCAGCUUAGUGACCUGACCCGCUCUACUACUUGGCUGCAUCCUCGCACGGAGGAGCCCGUCAACUCCGGCCACAUGAUCCGCUCAGAUCUGCCCCGCGGCUGGGAGGAGGGGUUCUCCGAGGAGGGAGCCAGCUACUUCAUUGACCAUAACCAGCAGACCACAACAUUUAGACAUCCUGUGACAGGACAGAUUUCUCCAGAAAACAUUGAAUUUAUUUUACAAGAAGAGCAGAAUUCACACAUGUCCAAGCAACAAGUAAACCAAAGACCCUCAAGCAUGGUCAGUGAAACAUCUAUUGCACUAACUACAUCCACUGUAGAUACAAAACCUGGCUCCAAGGUUUUAAAAACUGGCAAUAAAGUUCACAGCUUUGGAAAGAGGGACCAGUCUAUCAAGAGGAACCCUAAUGUUCCUGUUGUGGUGAGAGGCUGGCUACACAAACAGGAUAGCUCUGGAAUGAGAUUAUGGAAAAGACGAUGGUUUGUGCUUUCUGAUUAUUGUUUGUUUUAUUACAAAGACAGCAGAGAAGAAACUGUUUUGGGUAGCAUACCAUUGCCUAGUUAUGUAAUAUCUCCUGUUGGACCUGAAGAUCACAUAAACCGCAAGUAUUCCUUUAAGGCUGUCCACACAGGGAUGAGGGCAUACAUUUAUAAUAAGAGUUCUGUUAUUGGCUGUCAGGCAGAGCAUUCAGGAAUGCGCACAUACUACUUCAGUGCAGAUACCCUAGAGGAUAUGAAUGACUGGAUCCGUGCCAUGAAUCAAGCUACUCUGAUGCAAACACGUUCAUCACUGAAGAGAGAAACAGAAAAAGGGGAUCAGCAAGCUGUUCCCCAAGCUAACCAUGUGGAUUCCCGCAAAGAGCGUGCAAAGGUGGAUACUGCUGAUGUAAAAGAAAGUUAUCAAAAAGCAACUGAAAUCUUUGGAUUUGAUAGGCAUGAAGAGAUAAGAAAAGAAAGAGAAGAUGAAGAACGUUAUGUCUUCAGAAAAGAAAUUCUGGAAGCUAAGAGGGGAAAAUCUAAGCAUCCAUUAUCAUCAGGAGAAGUUGAUCAGUUUCCAGAUUUAACAAGUGCAUCUCGGCCCCAAGUAGCUCAGCCUCAGCCAAUUGAGAAGAAUGGGACGUUUCCUAGUUCAUUAAACAUGAGUAUUGGCCCAGUGGAGCAGAAUGGUACCAGUUUCUAUAAAAGAGGGUUUGUUCCCAGAGCAAAUCCAGAUAAACAGAUGCAAAGGAAAAACAACAUGACUCAAGUGGAGCACUGGGUAAAAGUCCAAAAAGGAGACACAAAAAGUCUUGCUUCUGAUCAGAUUCUAACUCGUCAAGGUCCCAGUCAGUCUUCGUCUUUUCCUGAAAAUUAUCAUACCUUGCCAAAGAAUACCAGGCAGCCUUCAGGGAGCUCUCCUCCACCAAAUCGCAACUUGCCAAGUGACUACAAAUAUGCCCAGGACCGUGUUAGUCACUUGAAAAUGUCCCAUGAGGAGAGGAAAGCUAAUAAGGAUGGUACUGUAUGGCAGCUAUAUGAGUGGCAACAGAGACAGCAGUUUAAACACGGCAGUCCAACUGCUCCAGUUUAUGCAGGUUCUCCGGACUUUACUGACCGUGUUAAAGCAAAAAGUUCACUAGAUGUUCCACGAUCAAUUUCUGUUCCUCCAUCUCCUUCCGAUAUUCCUCCACCAGGACCUCCAAAAAUCUUUCCGCCAAGGAGACCGCACACUCCUGCAGAAAGGGUUACUGUUAAACCAUCUGAUGGGAGACAGAGUAUAGACAUACCUUUUGCUGGAUCUCCAAGAAGGAUACGAAAUCAUGCUGUAAAGAAUUCAGCACACGUUGAUAGACGCUCCAUGCCUACUAUGGGAUAUAUGACCCAUACUGUAAGUGCACCCAGUUUACAUGGCAAGUCGGCUGAUGACACCUACAUCCAGCUGAAGAAAGACUUGGAAUAUCUGGAUCUAAAGAAGCAGUCUCCUUUUAUGAUAACAGUGACAGGGCGUGAUGUACUAAAAGAACGAAGUACAAAACCUGUCAAGAUUGCAGAAAGUGAUAUUGAUGUCAAGCUAAGCGUUUUCUGUGAACAAGACGGGAUUCUACAGGACUUGGAAGACAAAAUAAGAUCCCUUAAGGAAAAUAAAGACCAGUUGGAAUCUGUUUUGGAGGUUUUGCAUAGACAGAUGGAACUGUACAAAGACCAACCACCGCAUGCAGAAAAAAUUUCUUCCCAGCAGAGACUUUUGCAAGAGGACCUCAUUCAUAUUCGGGCUGAAAUAUCCAAGGCAUCCACUGAAAUGGAAAAUGCUUGGAAUGAAUAUCUGAAAUUGGAAAAGGAUGUGAACCAGCUGAAGCAAGCCUUACAGGAACAGAUGAACAGAUCAUUCUUUCCUCAGGAGAAAACACAAAUGCAAAAAGAUUUAUGGAGAAUUGAAGAUGUCACAGCUGGCCUAAGUGCAAAUAAAGCAAACUACAAAGUCAUAGUAGAUUCUAUAAAAAAUCCAGAAAGAAAAACAGUGCCUUCGUUUUCUCAGCCUAUAGUGCCUUCAUUAUCAACUUCUCUCACAACUAUGGAGAGCAAACAUUCUACUCAGCGAACUCCUCCAUCCAGUCCUGUUAAGUCCUCUUUGGAGGUUAGGCUGUUUCCACAGCCUUAUACUCAGCCUAGAACACAGUUUCAACCACAACAGCUGAAAAAAGUUGAGCAUCCUCUUCAGUCACCAGUGAAGCUAAAGUCAAAAAUUGAAGAUGAAGCACCACCCAGACCUCCUCUCCCUCAGGUCUACAAUCCUGAUGAUCACCCACCAGCUGUUCCACCUCUUCCAAGGGAAGCCAAUGUCAUCAGGCACACAUCAGUGCGAGGCCUGAAACGUCAGUCAGAUGAAAGAAAGCGAGAUCGAGAACUGGGACAAUAUGUGAAUGGAGAUUAUAGGGGAGAACUUCGUUCAUACAUGAGUGAACCUGAAUUACCUACAAUAAGUGGUGACCUCAGCCAAACUUCACUUGGUUUCAUAGGUUCUGACAGUGGAUACCAAACAUUACCUACCAGAGGAUUAUCUGGAUCAACUUCCAGACUGCACCAGACAUCCAUCAGUUCAUCGUAUGCAACGUUUCAAAGAGAUAGCUCCAAGGAGAGACCAAAGAGUGCCUUGGAACGCUUAUACUCUGGAGACCACCAAAGAUGCAAGAUGAGUGCUGAGGAACAACUAGAAAGAAUGAAGCGACAUCAGAAGGCAUUAGUUCGUGAACGCAAGAGAACUCUUAGCCAAGGAGAAAGACAGUCUGUUUCAACUCGGUCUUUCAUCCGGCCCGUUUCUGCAGACAUAGGCUCAUGGAAACGAGAACAAGAAUUUGAUUUGCAGUUACUUGAGAGAACAAUACGUGGAGAAGAGAAAAACGAAAAUGACAGUUUAAAAAUUCAGCCUGUACCAGUGACAGAGAUGGACCUGGAACCUCAAGAUUAUAACUUAGAUAUCAGCAGAGAGUUGUCAAAACCUGAAAAGGUGGCAAUUCCAGAACGCUACGUUGACCUGGACCCUGAAGAACCUCUCAGUUCAGAAGAAUUAGCUGCAAGACACCGUAAUGCAGAAAAGAUAAAGAAUAUUCUUACCAGGUCUAGUAAGCACAACCUACAGCCUGCUGUUGCUCAGGCCAAACACAACUCAGUUGAUUUAGAUUCACAGCUGCAGGAGCAGGAACGCAUCAUUACCAUAUCAUACGCUUUGGCUUCUGAAGCCUCUCAGCGAAGCAAGGAAGUAGCAGCUCACCAGUUGACCUACCCAUCUAAAGCACCCUCACCUUCUGUACCACAGCCACCUCACUCCCCCUUAAGCAAUGGAUUUCACUACACAUUUGUCUAAACACCUUAAAACCAAAGCAGUAACUGAACAUUGACAUAAGAUACAACCCAACAACCAUCUGAUGCCAGAGUGUGGAAGAAAGAAUGUCUUCAUUACACCAGCUUCUCUGAAGAUACUCAUCAGCUGAUCUCAUAAUUUUUCAAAAACAAAUUCAGAGAAUAAUAGAGGGAUUUUCUAUGAAAAACAAAUAAAUUCAAAUCAUUUUAGUUUGGCAUUGUUUUAGUUCAGACUUUUUAUAUAAAUAAAUGGCACUUUUAAGAUACUCUGUAAAAUACUGAUGUAUUUUUAGAAACAGAAUAUAUUUUAGAUUUUUUAAAUCGAGGGCUGAGUUCAUUUUAAAAAAAAAAACUGCUUACACGGACUUUACAAAAUGUAAAUCAAAUAAUCUUGGAAGCACAUCAUGGCAUUUGGGUAAAACUAACUCAAGUGAGAAGCUUAUUGAGAAUUUUCUUCUUUUUUGGCAAAAUUGAUCACUCUCGUGCCCUUUAAAUAAGAAAUAGCAAAGGACUCAGCUUGCAUUUCUAAAUGUUAGUAACCAUCAUGUUUGUACACAAUGAACAAAAUUAUGGCACUCAGCUGCUAACUCCUGUACAUUUUUUAAUUCCAUGUAGUUAAUUUUCAAAUAUCAGUACCCAGUGUGUUGGCAUUGACAAGAAGCUACAAAAAUUUUCUUAAAUUAAGAGGACUGGGAAGUAAAAGAUAUUUUAAUUCUACUGUGUGAAGUAAGCAAUAAAAUGUUAAUAGAAUGUGUGAUUUUACUAGUAAAUAUAUAUAUAUAUUUGUUUUAAUUAAAAAGCAAUAUGUGAUGUAUUGCAUUAUCCUGGAAACAACAGAAAUAAUGUAAUGUGGCACUUGCUAAUUUUGUAUGUAAAUUUAACUGGUGCUUAAUUUUGCCAAAACUUUCAAGUCUGAUGUUUUGCUUGGGUAUAGGGUGAAGAGUUGGCCACUUACAUAUGAAGAAAAUGAGUUUAAAUAAAUUGCUGUUGCUUCUUUACUUGAAAAAAGUAUGUGUACACUUUCAGUGUAAGGCAUGCAAAAAUCGCACAAUACUGUGUAAUUUUUAGUUGAGUCCAGUGCUAAGAGAGGAAUGAUUCACAAAUACUGUGCUGUGUUUUGCGAGACUUUUAACUUCUGUUUCUUUGCUGCAUUCAGAUAAUGGGUUUAAAAAGAAACUACAUGGAUUGAGCUUCACAUUUGUUUAAAAUGCAUAAAAUAAAAAUUCAUAUUGUAUUUUUACGAUACUCAGAAGCUAUUCUUAAGAAAUAUAUUUAGAAAAUGCAGUCUAUUUUUCACUAACUCAAUACUGCCAGAGUCAGCUUCAUAACAUUUUGCCAAAAUAAAAUUUUUAUUUUUGCCUUUAUAAAAAAUGUUUGAAAAGAAAUUAAAUGAAUAUUUUGCAAGAAAAUGUUAAUUUAAAUAAAAUGUAACAGUUUGGGGAAAAUGGUGUAUGUACAGAUUAAAAUAUUAACAUAA